AUGGGAAUGGAAUCCGUCCCCACUACGGAGACCGACACCUUCGAUUACGGCUACUUGGUGGAUUCCGGUGAUGAGUGCGAGGUGGAACAGGAUUCUGAACCCCGAACCAAUCGUCACUUGGUAUUCGUUCUUCCAUUGCACGGGCCGAGUCUUGACGACUCCUACGAGCGACAAAUGCAAAUACCAGUUGCCAAUCGGGUAUCCGCGACGAAACAGUUGGCCAUGGCUCUAAAAGGCCUACAUGAGGCUGGCAUUGUUCAUCGAGAAAAAUACCAACGCUUUGGCCGACCACGAAAGGUGCACCUAACAGAGGUAAAGGGCAGACUUGGAGAACUGGUUGAGUCCAUGCAAUUUCCUAGGGAUAUGAUCAGAGAAUCAGUUUCCCUGGGCGACUUUGGCGAGUCGAUCGAGGCAGUCGAUUGCGUAGAAAAAACCAUCCAAUUUCCGCUUUUGUACUGCGCCCCAGAGAGAUUUCACAACAUUAGCCCAGGCCCUCCGAGCGACAUGUGGAGCUACACAUGA
Molecule: messenger RNA, 522 nt
Organism: Venustampulla echinocandica
Lineage: Eukaryota; Fungi; Ascomycota; Leotiomycetes; Helotiales; Pleuroascaceae
Exons: 3
Coding region: 1-522 (173 amino acids)
Biological process (GO): protein phosphorylation
Molecular function (GO): protein kinase activity; ATP binding
Source: RefSeq, a predicted model, not a curated record